Molecule: messenger RNA, 611 nt
Organism: Phalaenopsis equestris
Lineage: Eukaryota; Viridiplantae; Streptophyta; Magnoliopsida; Asparagales; Orchidaceae
Exons: 1
Coding region: 64-408 (114 amino acids)
Source: RefSeq, a predicted model, not a curated record
UUUACAAUAAUACUCCGUUCAGCUAACCACUCCUCGGCGAGAAACCUGCCGAUACGCCCCUUCAUGAUCACGAAGACGGAGGAGCUCGGCAGGCUUAUUAAGACUUCGCCGCCGCGGUCCGAUGAUGGGAAGAAAGAUGGAAAGUAUGAAGGAGACGACGACAAGGAGAAGUUCUGCUCGGUAAGAAGCUGCUUCUCUCGGUGCUCUAUUGGCGAUGAAGACUGCUUCUUGAGUGGGAGGACGGAGGAGGCGCUGGCGACGUUGUCGGAGGAAUGGUUCGGUGAGUGUGAAGGGUGGCCGUUUGGGCUGUGGCGGCGGCGGAAGAUAUUGUCGUGGCCACCAUUGCCAAAGUCGCCGGCGGAUUCCUGGACUUGGCAUAAGAGGAAUCUGAGUAAUGUUAAGGUUUAGCCCGAUGAUCGGCUGCUUUAAAACUGGAGUAUUAGUUUGAAGGGAAUUAGAGGAUCAGCAACGGCAUACGGGAAAAAUAAAAUGAAAGAGUAUUUUCAUCUGGGCCAAUUUUAAAAUGUUUAUAUUUGUAUAAAAAUAAAUUCGAAAAUUUUAUCUUUUAUUCUUUUAUUUUCCUCCAGGUGAUCUACCACCACUUCAAGAAA